Passer montanus (Eurasian tree sparrow) is the source of this 4327-nucleotide messenger RNA. It is a transcript of the gene JAK1, whose product is annotated as Janus kinase 1. The record is from RefSeq and is a predicted model, not a curated record. Gene Ontology annotation, cellular component: cytoskeleton; cytosol; membrane. NCBI's taxonomy places the organism in Eukaryota, Metazoa, Chordata, Aves, Passeriformes, Passeridae. Gene Ontology annotation, molecular function: non-membrane spanning protein tyrosine kinase activity; ATP binding; cytokine receptor binding. The coding region runs from base 72 to 3230 and encodes 1052 amino acids. Gene Ontology annotation, biological process: cytokine-mediated signaling pathway; cell differentiation; cell surface receptor signaling pathway via JAK-STAT. The transcript is spliced from 22 exons.
UCAGAGUGAAGCUUCUCCUGGGGAGAGUGAAGACCCAUUUCAGUCGUGUAGAGGAUCCCACAGGCACAUAAAUGCAGUAUCUCAACGUAAAAGAAGAUUGCAAAGCCAUGGCUUUCUGUGCAAAAAUGAGGAGCACCAAGAAGAAUGAGCUCAACCUGGAAGCUCAGCACCAGGGGCUGGAAAUCCUCUUCUACCUGCAGGACAAAGCCCCCAUCUCUUACUCCAGCGGCGAGUUCACCUCGGAGGAGCUGUGCAUUGAGGCUGCCCAGAGGUGUUCUGUGUCCCCCCUGUGCCACAACCUCUUUGCUCUGUAUGAUGAGAACAAAAAGCUCUGGUAUGCACCAAACCAGGUGUUCAAGGUGGAGGAAAAAUCAUCCUUCAGGCUCCAUUACCGCAUGAGAUACUAUUUCACCAACUGGCACGGGACCAGCGAGAGCGAGCCCUCGGUGUGGAGGCACUCCCCCAGGAGGGCCAAGGCCUAUGACAAGAAGCUGGCCCCUGAGGGGACCCCCAUCCUGGAUGCCAAUUCCCUGGAAUACAUGUUUGCACAGGGCCAGUAUGACCUAGUGAAGGGCCUGGCACCCAUCCGAGAUCCCAAAAACGACCAGGAGGUCCAUGAGAUUGAGAAUGAGUGUCUGGGGAUGGCUGUCCUGGCCAUCUCCCACGAUGCCAUCAAGAAAAACGUGAAGCUGCCAGAGCUUCCCAAGGACAUCAGUUACAAGCAUUAUAUCCCCGAGACUCUGAACAGGACCAUCAGGCAGAGGAAUUUCUUGACCAGGAUUCGGAUCAAUAACGUGUUCAAGCAUUUCCUGAAGGAGUUCAACAACAAAACCAUCUGCAACAACAGCGUCUCCCCUCGGGACCUGAAGGUGAAAUAUUUAUCCACCAUGGAGGUCCUGACCAAAUAUUACGGGGCAGAGAUCUUUGAGACCUCGUUUCUGCUGAUUUCUGCUGAGAACGAGAUGAAUAAAUUCAACUGUGGAGACAACGAGAAGUACGAGGUGAUGGUGACGGGGAACAACGGCAUUCAGUGGAGGCUCAAGCCCAGUCCUGUCCAGACAGAGAAAGAGAAGAAGAAAAAAUCCGAUGGCAAAACCAAAAAGGAGGAAGAGAGGCACAAACUUCGGGAGACGUGGAACAACUUCUCCUACUUCCCUGAGAUCACCCACAUCGUCAUCAAGGAGGCCACAGUCAGCAUCAACAAGCAGGACAACAAGAGGAUGGAGCUGCGGCUGGGCUCGCACGCCGAGGCGCUGUCCUUCACCUCGCUGGUGGAUGGCUACUUCAGGCUGACUGCAGAUGCCCACCACUACCUGUGCACCGACGUGGCUCCCCCCCUCAUCCAGCACAACAUCAGCAACGGCUGCCACGGCCCCAUCUGCACGGAAUAUGCCAUCAACAAGCUGAGGCAGGAGGGCAACGAGGUGGGCAUGUACGUGCUGAGGUGGAGCUGCACCAACUUCAACCACAUCCUGAUGACUGUGACGUGUCUGGAGGGCUCAGAGUCUCAGGGAGAACACCUGGGAAGAGGGACCAGGACCCAGAUUUACUCAGGGAUGCUCAGCCUCAAGGAUGAUGAGAACGAAGGGUACCAGAACGAGAGAGAGAUCCGAGUCCUGCUCAAAGUCCUGGACCCCAGCCACAGAGACAUUUCCUUGGCCUUCUUCGAGACAGCCAGCAUGAUGAGACAGGUGUCCCACAAGCACAUCGUGCUCCUGCACGGCGUCUGCGUCCGCGACCUGGAGAAUAUCAUGGUUGAGGAGUUUGUUGAAUGUGGGCCUCUGGAUCUGUUCAUGCAUAAGAAAAGUGAAGUUCUCACAACCCCGUGGAAAUUCAAAGUGGCCAAACAACUUGCAAGUGCCCUGAGCUACCUGGAGGACAAGGACUUGGUGCAUGGCAAUGUGUGCACCAAGAACAUCCUGCUGGCCAGAGAGGGCAUUGACACCGAGUACGGGCCCUUCAUCAAGCUGAGUGACCCAGGAAUCCCCAUCACAGUGCUCUCCAGGCAAGAGCGCGUCGAGCGCAUCCCCUGGAUUGCACCUGAGUGUGUUGAAGAUUCCAAAAACCUCAGCAUUGCUGCAGAUAAGUGGAGUUUUGGUACAACCCUGUGGGAAAUCUGCUAUAAUGGAGAAACUCCACUGAAAGACAAGACCUUAGCAGAGAAGGAGAGGUUCUACGAGGGGCACUUUGUGCUGGCCACGCCGUCCUGCAAGGAGCUGGCAGACCUGAUGAAGCAGUGCAUGAACUACGACCCCCACCAGAGACCCUUCUUCAGGGCCAUCAUGAGGGACAUCAACAAACUGGAGGAGCAGAAUCCUGAUAUUGUCUCAGAGAAGAAACCUGUCACCGAGGUGGAUCCCACCCUCUUUGAGAAGAGGUUCUUGAAAAGAAUCCGGGAUCUGGGGGAGGGCCACUUUGGCAAGGUGGAGCUGUGCAGGUAUGACCCAGAAGGUGACAACACCGGGGAGCAGGUGGCAGUGAAAUCCCUGAAGCCGGAGAGCGGAGGGAAUCACAUCGCUGACCUCAAGAAGGAAAUUGAAAUCCUGAGGAAUCUUUAUCACGACAACAUCGUCAAAUACAAGGGGAUUUGCACAGAAGAUGGAGGAAGUGGGAUUAAGCUCAUCAUGGAAUUCCUUCCCUCUGGGAGCCUGAAGGAGUAUCUCCCACGGAACAAGAACAAGAUCAAUCUCAAGCAGCUGCUCAGAUAUGCAGUUCAGAUCUGCAAGGGCAUGGACUACCUGGGCUCCCGUCAGUACGUGCACCGUGACCUGGCAGCGAGAAACGUCCUGGUGGAGAGUGAGAACAGGGUGAAGAUUGGGGACUUUGGGCUCACCAAGGCCAUCGAGACGGAUAAGGAAUAUUACACCGUCAAGGACGACCGCGACAGCCCCGUCUUCUGGUACGCCCCGGAGUGUUUGCUGCAGAGCAAGUUCUACAUCGCCUCCGACGUGUGGUCCUUCGGGGUGACGCUCUACGAGCUCCUCACCUACUGUGACUCCGAGUCCAGCCCCAUGGCAGAGUUCCUGAAGAUGAUCGGCCCCACGCAGGGACAGAUGACGGUGGCACGGCUCGUGCGGGUCCUGCAGGAGGACAAGCGGCUGCCACGGCCACCCAGCUGUCCUGAGGAGGUGGAUCAGCUGAUGAGGAAGUGCUGGAUCUUCAAACACGACGAACGCACCACCUUCCACAACCUGAUCCAAGGAUUUGAAACCAUUAUGAGUAAAAUGUAAUUACUUUUUUUAAAAUCCUGUCAGGACUUUAAAUGCCCAGCAAACUAUCUAUGCCCAAGGCUAUUAUUUUUUUUAUUUUUUGUUUUACUCCUGUAAUUUGUACUCUGGCUGGGCUGUUGUGGUUAUAAAGGAUUCUUUUGCCAACAGAUUGAAGAGUUGGCUUAAAAGAAUUUAAAAGGUUUGGGCAAAACGAGCUCCAGCUCCCUUAGCUGCUGUUCUUGCAGGGCAGUUUUAUCCUGCUCUGCUUCUGGCUGUGCCACAAGUGCAAUUGCCCUGAUGGACGAUGUGAGCUGGGGAAAUCCACUGCAUUUCUCAGCUCAAACCUCAGCCAGUGGCUGCAAGAGAGCUCAGUUAAUAAUUUCAAAGUCGUCUGACAAAAUAUCCUUCACAUGCACUUAAAUCCUCGUAGCAAACAAAACAACUUUGGCAUAAAAAUACACGGGAAGCAAAAUUUUCAGCUCUUUUUGAACCCACCAGGCCCAGUCCUGAGCUCUUACAGGUAUUAAAAAAAAAGUGUUCAAAGACACCACCCCAGGAGUGCAAGGGGUGGGCACAGCUGUGCAUUUCAGUGAGAAGCCCAGUUCUGGGAUAAAUAAUUUGCUUUUCCUACCUGCACACCCACACUCUUCCCCUGGCGCUCCCAGCCUGGCUGAAAGUGCAUCCCUGGAGCUGAGGGAGGGGCAGGGAAGGAAUUCAUGGAGCUGGGAAGGAAGGCAGUCCAUGGCCAGAACCUGGAGAGGAGCACCCUAAAGGAACAAGGCCUGAGCACCCAGGGGUGCCCAGGGACUGGGAACCCCACCAACCAUUUUUUAAAGAACAUUUUGACUGGAACCUUCUGCUGCCAUCAUUUUUCCUAUCACACCUGGAGUUGGAAAAAGCUCUGAAGAGAUCCUCAAGUUUUGGCAAUAAUAGAAAGAGGUAUAUAUAUAUAUAAAUAUAUAUAAAUAUAUAUAAAAAGUGGUUAUUAUGAGCUCCAAGGAGGUCAGAUUUAUUUUUACAGUGUUAUUGUUUCUGUAUGUCACUUAGGAAGCUGAAUUUAAUCUGUAAGCACUUUGUUACUCUUUAUACAAACAAGUCUAAUAAAUUUUUUUUCUCCA